CUGAUUGGUACUAAACCUGGACGUAUUCUAUUCCUUCCAAGCAAUAAAUAAGCCUGUGACCACCGAAUUAUCUUUGAUAGAAGAGCACCGUCGUACGUCGUGGCCACUCUCAAAGAAACCCUUUGAAGUCCCACAACCUGGAUCGCUACAACUAUUCUCAUAUUCUCCUAAUUAAUUUUGCUGCCAAACCCAAGAGUUUUGGCCCGAAGAUAUCUUCUCUGAGUUGCAGAUCGUAGGUGAGGAAUUCAUGCAUCAGCUUUAAAUAGCUUAUUAUAUACGAAGGAUUCUAGCUUAAAUUCGUGUGCAGGACACCCGAUCUACGUACGAUAUGAUCUCUCUUUUUCGAAUAUUAUUUUAGGCUAUACUCGUCUCAAGGCUUUUGCAUCUAGGGCUUUGAGUUCGAGCCUUCUGCUUUGCAAGCAUCGAAAGUCCGGUUUGAAGUUGCGGUUUCUCAACUUCCUUCCAAGCGAAUCUGAUCAGUCUGAAAAUGAGGAACGCUCUUCUUCAAUCGCUAUACUCACAACUUAACAGCUUUGGAAACAAUUACGAAGUACUCCAGGUGCCAAAUUUGGACGUCUCAAUGCAGAUUAAUAGCGAAGGGAAGUCCAAAAUUUUCAACAAUGAAGACCUGCAGCUGGCAAAUGGAUAUGCCUAUGCAGACCCUUUUCGGUCCAUUGUUGACUAUAGCUAUCAAUCAGGUUAUCAAUCUGGUGACUUUAGCUCUGCCGACAAUGUACCUGAUCAGCAGUCAAUGUUGCUAAACAAGCAACCUUCUUUCCCACCUGAAUUUGAAGCCACGACAAAUGCAAGGAAACGUCCAAUUGAGGGCAAUGACGUCUUGUCCAAAAUGGGAACCGAUAUGGUUCGCAACGUGAAGACAUUGAAUGAGUUGAAGAAGAACAAAAGAAACAAGGUGAUCACGACCUCUGAACAAAAGUGGCAACACGUAAGAAGAUCAGCAUCAAUAAUAUUGGAUAACGAAGCUGAGCACAGAUUUCAUGUGCCUGUACCGAGGAGAAGCCAAAAGCUCAGUGACCAGAUCACAGCUCUUCAAAAGCUGGUCUCCCCCUACGGCAAGACUGACACUGCAUCAGUUCUUCAAGAGGCUUCUGUUUAUAUCAGGCUACUACACGAACAAAUUCGGAAUCUAUUUCAGACGCUGAGUAGCUCAUACAAAAGUACUGUUAGAGCUGGUCAACGACAGGAAUUAAUUGGAGAAGAAAAGCCAGACUUAAGGAGCAAAGGGCUUUGCUUGGUUCCUGUAUCAUUAAUUACUCAGAAAGUCAAAUUUAAUGGAGAUCAGCCUCGUUGAUUAGUUCAGCAGAUCCAUCAUGCAUAGCUAGCUAGAAAUGUGUAAUUCUAUACCUAUCAUGUUUAGCUUCACAGAGGCAUGAUAUUUUUCUUUCCCGAUCAUGAUCUACCAGCUUAACUUCAUUCACAGCUAGCUAAUCUUUAUGCAUGAAAAAGAAUGCGCUGGCAUAGUACGUACCAUUAAUGCACCACCAUUUCAUAUUUGAGGAAAAAAAAAAAUUCUACACAUUAUAUUAUAAUCUUAUUUUCAUUCCA
This is a messenger RNA of Carya illinoinensis, 1566 nucleotides long. Its product is annotated as transcription factor bHLH112-like. Bases 488 to 1312 code for a protein of 274 amino acids. Lineage: Eukaryota; Viridiplantae; Streptophyta; Magnoliopsida; Fagales; Juglandaceae. Gene Ontology annotation, cellular component: nucleus. Gene Ontology annotation, biological process: regulation of transcription by RNA polymerase II. The transcript has 10 exons. Gene Ontology annotation, molecular function: DNA-binding transcription factor activity, RNA polymerase II-specific; protein dimerization activity; RNA polymerase II cis-regulatory region sequence-specific DNA binding. The record is from RefSeq and is a predicted model, not a curated record.